CCCAAAGCGAAACGUCAUUCCGAUUCAGUUUGCUGUUUACUUUCCUCGGAGUGCGAGUGCAAUUUUCGUGACGAUUUCUCAGAACCAGUGCGAAGAAAAUGUGAAACGAUCUGCUAAACUAAUUAGGAUUUGGACCACUCAUCAAACAAACUAGAAAGCGAAAUGCUCCCCCAGUACGAGCGCCUCUUGGAUCCGGAGCUUUCCCCCGGUGGCGGUGGCCAAGACUCGUCUGGUCGGAGCGCAAUUCGAGUUCGCUUCGGCAAAUUGGCUGUGAUUACGGUACUGUUCCCGGUGGUGGGAUUCCUGUUCUGCGUCGUAUGGUCUCUGCUGUACAACUUUGACCAGGCCAACGCCACCCACUGUAUGGUGUACAACUUUCUGCCUUCCCUAUCGGCUGCCAUCGGGAACUACCAGCCGCAGCGUUUCGUGUGGCAAGCCUCGGUUCUGGUCCACGCCCUGCCCCGCUAUGCCAUCGCAUUUCUGUACAAGAACUUCCACAUCGGGCUGCUGCGAAAACGUCGGAAGGAGCUGGCCUAUCUGGCGUGCAUUCUGAACAUCACCGAGCUUAGUUCCCUGGUGGGAUUGACCAUGUGGACGUCGGUGUCCAACUACGACGUGCAUAAAUUCUGCUUCAGCACAUUCGUGGUGACGUCGAUGCUCUACAUGGUGGUACUGAUUGUCAUCAAUAGGGUGACCCGUGAGGGAGAUCUGCUGACUGCGUCGGAGCGCAAGUCAAUUAGGUACAAGAAAAGACUGUUCUUAGCCAAUCUCUGUUCGAUACUGCUGGCGGUUUACUUUUUCGUUAGGCAUAAUUCCUACUGCGAACCAGGAGUAUACUCCCUAUUCGCGCUGAGCGAGUACGUGUUCGUCUACAGUAACAUUGGCUUCCACAUGACGGCCUAUUGGGACUUUAUCAGUGCCAAUCUAUUCUUCGAUUGGAAAAACGGGAUCCACUUUUCGGCAGUCUGAGUCUGCGGAAGAGAAAGAGAGCACUGAGCGCACUUUGCUUAUUUUGCAUCUAGCACGAUACUUAUUCAAUUUUAUAUGGGUGUAUUGAGGAGGAAUAACUAUACAGCACUGACUGCAUGUGAUGACACCAAGACCGGUGGUAUUAUAAAUACGACACUUUUAGAGGCCAGGACCAUGUGCUACCAUUGAGGCGUGUGUUUAGCGGAGAAACACAGGUAAACUGAAACAAUAAGGAUAUUUGUUCGCUGAGAUCGAGCAGUUUUGCGUUGACCUUUAUCGCAUGAAUCUUUACGCUGCGAUUUUUUAGUCUAAAUGAAACAGUUUUUGUUGAGCA
Molecule: messenger RNA, 1303 nt
Organism: Aedes aegypti (yellow fever mosquito)
Lineage: Eukaryota; Metazoa; Arthropoda; Insecta; Diptera; Culicidae
Product: post-GPI attachment to proteins factor 2
Exons: 3
Coding region: 163-969 (268 amino acids)
Biological process (GO): GPI anchor biosynthetic process
Cellular component (GO): endoplasmic reticulum membrane; Golgi membrane
Source: RefSeq, a predicted model, not a curated record